Messenger RNA from Paramecium primaurelia, 2384 nucleotides. The record is from the annotation of a GenBank genome assembly. NCBI's taxonomy places the organism in Eukaryota, Ciliophora, Oligohymenophorea, Peniculida, Parameciidae.
AUGGAUUUUGCUAGUCCUGCUUAAAAGAGAUACCCAAUUGAAAAUAUAUUAAAUGAUGCAACAUCCAUGUUGAAAAAGGUAUUUUAAAAUUAACAUAAAAGAAUGGGAAUAGAAAAGUUAUUUUAUUGUUAGAUAAGCAUUUUAUGAGUUAUUCUUAAAAUGAUGUUGCAUCAUUAAAUAUUUAGAUCAGUAGAAGACUUUUAAAGGCAGCACAAAAUUUAUUAAUAGAAUAUAUACAAAGAGAUAACUUAUCUAAAGUUGAUUUAUUGCUUGAUAGAAGCAACUUAUAUAUUGCUGUUUUAUAUAUCAAUAUUUAAAAAAAAUUGAAAAAUGAGAAAGGAAUAGAGUAAUAUGAAGAGUUAAACACAGCUUAGAUUGAAUAAAAGAUUGGACUAAAUAGAUUGAGAUAAAGGAUUAGAUAAACUAUAUGUGUACCUGGCAAUUUGAUUAAAGCUACUCAUUUGAAUAGAUUAAAAGAAAAAGAUAAAAGUAUUUAAGAAUAAUUAAUAUUAAUAGUUAAGUUUUAUAUCAAUGAAUGUUGGGUUUUAUUAUUAAAAUAAUUGAUAAUAUAUGCAAAAAUAUUUAAAUCUACAAAUGAGAUUCAAAAUAGUUUGAGAAUGAUAUCUAAGAUUGAUUCAUUUUUAUCUAUAAAAGAAUUUCAUAAACGAAAAAAUAUAGAGAUGAUUAAAGUUUAAGUGGAACAUUAUUAAAAUUCAGGUUAAUUAUAUCUUUAAUUAUGUGAAUUCAAAUUAUCUUUGUAAUAAUACGAUCUUGCUUUAUAAUUUUUAUAAGAUUUGAUAUUUACAAUUCUUAAAAAGAAUAAUAUUCCAAAUGUAAUUGAUGAUAAUGAUUUAAAACCAGUUGAAUAAUAUAUAAUGAAAAUUAUUGUUAUUCUGUAUAUAGAAUCUUUAUGUUAUGAAUAUUUGUCUGAAUAUUCAUAAAUGAAAGAAUGCAUACAUUUAUCAUAAUGGUUAUGUAGUGAAGUAUUGAGACUUGAGGAUGAACAUCAAUUACAUAUAUUGAUUUAUAGUAGAGCAUAAGAUAUAUAAAAAUAUUUUGAAGUCAUUUUAGCUGAAUGUGAAAUAAGACAUAUUAUAUUUUCAUCUUUUUGUGAUAAUAAUAAUACUGAAAUGAAAGCUAUAUCUGCUUAAAUUAAAGAAGAUUAUAUGUAAUUAUUAAAUGAAAGGUUUUUUUUAAAAUUUCAAUAACAAAAACUUAAUAGAUAAUAAUUUUAUAAAUUAAAUUAGAAAACUAAUUAAUCUCCUUAACCAUAUUUACUUUAUUCUGUACCAAAAGGUAGUAGAACAGAAAGAGAAAAUACUCUAUAAUAAAUUUCUAAAUAAUAUUAAUCAUUUACAACUUAAGAUGGUAUUGAAUAAUAAUCAAGAAAAUUUAUAAAUGUUGAAAGUGAUACUAAAUUAUUGAAAUAAAAUUCUUUAUCUUCAUUUUCUAGAAAAACAAGACCUACAGAUUUUUCUUAAUAUUGUAAAACUGAAUAAUCAGAUUAUCCUAAACUUGAUUAAGAAUUAGCUGGUGUAAUUGUUAAAUAAUUAAAAUAAGAGAAACCAUUUUAUAUGUUAUCUGAUAUCUAAAAGACUUGUUAAGAUGAAAUUUAUGAAAAUUAAAGAUAAUAAUAGGAUUAUGAAUUAGGAAAAGCAGUUCUUAUGUUUAAAAAGUAAUUUAGUAAAAAUGUUAUUACUGAACCUAAAGAAAUUGAUUCUUUAAAAUAAUUAAAUAAUUAAAUUAAAACAGAAUUUUAAUUAAUUUCAGGUUAUUUGGAAGCAUAAGAAUAAUUAAAAAGAAAGAAAUAAAAAUAAAAAUUAUUUGAAUAAUCUCAAUAACCUAAAUAAAAAAAAUAAAGUCCUUUUAGAAAAAUCUUAAUAAAACAUAGUAAUACUUUAGGAUUAAAAUAAAUCAAGAAAAAAUUAUAACAUUUAGAAGAAGAAUCUAUUUUAAUGAAAAUGUAUUAAUAAAUAAGUGAUAAGAAAGAAGAAGAAAAAGAACAACCAAAACAAGAAUAAAUAAUUAGAAAAAUGAUCUAAACUAAUUUAAAUGUAAUUAUAUUUUAUACUAAAUUUUUAUAGGCAAUUAAAGUUUUCAUGGAUGAAAAUCAAAAAGAACAGGAAACUGCUUAAAAUUAGCUAAGAAAGAGAAGACCAAUCUCUGUAUCAACAUAAGUUAAACCUAAUAUAAAUUUAUAAAGCACUUCACUUAGAGAUGUUAUAAAAGAUUUAGCAGGAUCAACUUAAUAUCUUAGUACUAAAGGAUAAUCAUCAAAAAAUGCUACAUCUUUAGUGGAAUUGGCUAAUUUAAAAAGAAAAUUAAAUUCAAUUUAAUUUAAAAGUCCUAUUAGAUACUCAUAAUUAUUUAAAAAAUAAUAAUGA